AUGAGGAGAGAUAAUGAGAGCACUGUGUCUGAGUUCAUCCUCCUGGGACUCCCCAUUCGAGCAGAGGACCAAGGCCUGUAUUCUGCCCUCUUCCUGACCAUGUACCUGACAACUGUGCUGGGGAACCUGCUCAUCAUCCUGCUCAUCAGGCUGGAUUCUCACCUCCACACCCCCAUGUACUUCUUCCUCAGUCACUUGGCCUUCACAGACAUCUCUUUCUCAUCAGUCACAGCUCCAAAGAUGCUUGUGAAUAUGCUGACACACAGUCAGUCCAUUUCAUAUGUUGGGUGUGUUUCCCAGGUGUAUUUUUACAUAUUUUUUGUUGCUCUUGACAGCAUUCUUCUCACCUCCAUGGCCUAUGACAGGUAUGUGGCCAUCUGCCACCCUCUGCACUAUACCACGAUCAUGAGUCAGAGCCUGUGUUUCCUAUUAGUAGCUGUGUCCUGGGCCUUAUCUUCAGCCAAUGCCCUUGUGCACACCCUUCUCUUGAGGAAAAGCAUGAGUAUGGAUAAUGAGAGCACUGUGUCUGAGUUCAUCCUCCUGGGGCUCCCCAUUCGGGUAGAGGACCAAGACCUGUACUCUACCCUGUUCCUGACCAUGUACCUGACAACUGUGCUGGGGAACCUGCUCAUCAUCCUGCUCAUCAGGCUGGACUCUCACCUCCACACCCCCAUGUACUUCUUCCUCAGUCACUUGGCCUUCACAGACAUCUCUUUCUCAUCAGUCACAGCCCCAAAGAUGCUUGUGAAUAUGCUGACACAUAGUCAGUCCAUUUCAUAUUCUGGGUGUGUUUCACAGAUGUAUUUUUACAUAGUUUUUGCUGAUCUUGAUAGCUUUCUUCUGACCUCCAUGGCCUAUGACAGGUAUGUGGCCAUCUGCCAUCCUCUGCACUAUACUACCAUCAUGAGUCAGACCCUCUGUCUUUUUCUAGUAGCUGUGUCCUGGGCCUUAUCUUCAGCCAAUGCCCUCGUGCACACCCUUCUCUUGGCUCGACUCUCUCACUUUAGAAACAAUACCAUCCCACACUACUUUUGUGACCUCUCUGCCAUGCUGAAGCUGUCCAGCUCAGACACUACCAUCAAUGAGUUGCUCAUCCUUACUUUAGGUACUAUGGUCACUAUCCCACCAUUCAUAUGUAUUCUGGUUUCUUAUGUGCGCAUAGGUGUCACCAUUCUGAGAACUCCUUCCAUCAAAGGAAUCUGCAAAGCCUUGUCCACAUGUGGCUCUCACCUCUCUGUUGUUUCUCUGUACUAUGGAGCCAUAAUUGCACUCUAUUUUGUUCCUUCAUCUAAUAACACUAAUGACAAGGAUAUCAUUGUGGCUGUGAUGUACACCAUGGUCACCCCUAUGCUGAAUCCCUUUAUUUAUAGCCUGAGGAAUCGGGAUAUGAAAGGAGCACUAAGAAACAUCCUCAGCAGGAGACUGCGUUCACAAUGA
Molecule: messenger RNA, 1437 nt
Organism: Apodemus sylvaticus (European woodmouse)
Lineage: Eukaryota; Metazoa; Chordata; Mammalia; Rodentia; Muridae
Product: olfactory receptor 50-like
Exons: 2
Coding region: 1-1437 (478 amino acids)
Biological process (GO): G protein-coupled receptor signaling pathway
Cellular component (GO): membrane
Molecular function (GO): olfactory receptor activity; G protein-coupled receptor activity
Source: RefSeq, a predicted model, not a curated record